This is a messenger RNA of Diprion similis, 472 nucleotides long. RefSeq lists its product as uncharacterized. Lineage: Eukaryota; Metazoa; Arthropoda; Insecta; Hymenoptera; Diprionidae. The coding region runs from base 194 to 472 and encodes 92 amino acids. The transcript is spliced from 3 exons. The record is from RefSeq and is a predicted model, not a curated record.
AGGGCUCGAAGUGGUGUAUCUUGAAGAGUAACGCGACGACCUCCUGCCCCAGCCCAAGUGCAUCUUCCCUGUAGAUAAGCCAGCGAGUAGAAGAGAGACAAAUGAAUCACUGAAUCAAGUUGAAUUAUUUGACGUGAACAGACGAAUUUGCAGUAUAAGCGGGUUACGGAAGCUUUCCCCCUGCUGUCAAUUAAUGAGAAUGAAACUUGGGAAAACGACCUCGCGAGGUGGUGGUCAUUCCUGUGCAUCGCCGGUGGAGAAGCGGGCUGGGCACACCAUGGGGCCGGUGAACAGACGAUGUGGCGCGAGGGGUGAUCCGGGUCGACCUGCUUCCGAACCCGAUGUCCGUCCGAGGAAACUUCGGACCAAUACCCGAGGAAUGACAAUUACCGUAAUACGGUCCCCCGAUGACCCGCCACAGUCGAAUCCACUUCCAAGAGCCCGGCUCGCCGCCGUUCCGUUGCGUUUUUAA